AUGUCUUCUCGGCACGAGACGCGGGAUGAAGGCCGAGCCGUCCCCGUUGCGGACGCGGCUCCCGGCGACACCGCCCCCAUGGUGAUCACCGCCUCGGGCAAUCACGGCAUCCCCGUGCUCAUCACGCCGGCCAGCACAGGCGCCGCCGCGUCGUUCCAGGGCUUCCUGCUCCUGCAGCAGGAGGCGGCCAAGAAAGAGGAGGAGGCCGAGGACCCGCUGGCGGAGCGGAAGAAGUGGUUCCGGGAGAUGCGUGGCUGGCUCAUGGUGCUCGCGACGGUGGCGGCUUCGGUGGCGUACCAGGCGGGGCUGAACCCGCCGGGCGGGUUCUGGCAGGACAACAAUGACGGGCACCGCGCCGGCAACCCGGUGCUCCGGGACCAGCACUGGGUGCGCUACGUCCUCUUUUACUACUUCAACGCGACGGCGUUCGUGACCUCGCUGGUCAUCAUGGUGCUGCUCAUGAGCGAGCGCUUCUACCACGGCGAGGCCAAGGUGAUGGCGCUCAUGUUCGCCACAUUCAUCGACCUCGCCAGCCUCGUCGGCGCCUACAUCGCUGGUACCACCCGCUACGCCUCAUCCUGCGUCUACAUCGUCGUCAUCACCUGUGUCUCAUUCGUCGGCGUCAUCUACAUCGGAGAGGCAAUGGGCGAAAUAUGCGCCUUCGUGCUCCGGCGGAUAAGGUGCAUGCGUGACCUCGCGAAGCUCAAGUGGUGCCCAGUGCCAGCAGGCGUGGUGACUAAAUCGUUGCCAGAGAAGGAGGCAGAGGAGCGUAGGAAGAGAGCCAACGAGAGGCGCAAGCGCCCCUGCUGCCCGUGCUGUGCGCUGCCAGUAACGUCAGAUAGGCGCGAUGUCGAGGGGCAGUGAUCCAUCAGUGACCAGAGAAAAAUGUUUGCAAUCUACAAUCUUCCAUUGUAUCGUCAAAUUGUUUCUUUGUACCAGGGUGCAUUUGUCGCACGCCCACUUCGAUCUUCGGCAGUGGCGUCAACUUGUUUCUUUGUAGCAGGGUGUAUUUGUUGCUGGUUUGGUUGUUACCAGAAAGAUGUAUUUGUCAUAUAAUAAGCGGUCUGGAGAUUAUCAGUGCUCUGAAUUUCUCUUCAA
Messenger RNA from Lolium rigidum, 1098 nucleotides. RefSeq lists its product as uncharacterized. The record is from RefSeq and is a predicted model, not a curated record. Bases 1 to 864 code for a protein of 287 amino acids. NCBI's taxonomy places the organism in Eukaryota, Viridiplantae, Streptophyta, Magnoliopsida, Poales, Poaceae. The transcript is spliced from 2 exons.